AUGGAUAGAAAAAAGCAUCGCCAUUAUUUGAUAACAAACCAAUUAUUUACCUGUAGUUCUUGUCAUUGUCAUUUACUUGAUCAAAAAUCAAUUAUAUCAAGAACAUUUCAAGGCAGGAAUGGACCUGCUUAUCUUGUGAGUGAUGUGGUGAAUGUUACGAUUGGGACAAGAGAAGAAAGAAUGUUAUUGACGGGCAUUCAUACUAUAGCAGAUAUUGUAUGCAAUCAAUGUCAAGUCAAAAUAGGAUGGAAAUACAUGAGAGCAUUAGAAGAACCUCAGAAAUACAAAGAAGGAAAAUACAUUGUAGAGAAAUCAAGAGUAUCAAAGGACUUUGAAUGGUCAUCCUAA
Gilbertella persicaria is the source of this 348-nucleotide messenger RNA. RefSeq names its product Yippee/Mis18. Bases 1 to 348 code for a protein of 115 amino acids. The transcript has 2 exons. NCBI's taxonomy places the organism in Eukaryota, Fungi, Mucoromycota, Mucoromycetes, Mucorales, Choanephoraceae. The record is from RefSeq and is a predicted model, not a curated record.